GAAAGUUGUACCCCUUUACUAUGGGCGAUGCCGAUAUUUCUUGAGGGUCAACAAGUGUACAUUGUUCGAUUUCGGGAGUAGUGUUUUGAUAAGUAUAUAAAAAGUUCGAGUGGUAUCAAGAGAUCAUCGUCUCGAAGUGUGCGGUAUAUUCACACCAUAUAAAAUGGCAUUCAAGUUCAUCGCCUUCGCCGCAUGUCUGGCAGUUGCUCAAGCUGGAAUAAUUCCAACCGCACCUCUUGCAUAUGCCGCACCAGUCGCGAAAAUAGCAGCUCCCUUGGCAUAUGCUUCUCCAGUAGCUAAAGCUGUCGUUUCUGAAGAAUACGAUCCUCAUCCCCAGUACAACUACGCCUACGAUAUCCAAGAUGGUUUGACCGGUGACAGCAAAAGUCAGCAAGAAUCCCGUGACGGUGAUGUUGUCCACGGUAGUUACUCCCUCAUUGACGCCGAUGGUUAUAGACGUACCGUCGACUAUACAGCAGACCCUGUGAACGGAUUCAAUGCUAUUGUAAACAGGGAACCUCUUGUCCAGAAAGGAGUUGUUGCCAAAGUUGCUGCCCCAGUUGCCUACGCCGCACCAGUAGCUAAAUUCGCUACUCCACUUGCGUAUGCUCAACCUGCCAUCGCCAAAGUAGCAUACUCUGCUCCUGUUGCCCAAUACUACCACUAGGAGAUAUCGACCUGACUGUGUACAUAUAGCUAUUUAUUAAUAAAUUAUUACAGAUA
Leptinotarsa decemlineata (Colorado potato beetle) is the source of this 723-nucleotide messenger RNA. RefSeq names its product larval cuticle protein A2B. Gene Ontology annotation, cellular component: extracellular matrix. NCBI's taxonomy places the organism in Eukaryota, Metazoa, Arthropoda, Insecta, Coleoptera, Chrysomelidae. The record is from RefSeq and is a predicted model, not a curated record.